Malassezia pachydermatis is the source of this 1077-nucleotide messenger RNA. Its product is annotated as phospholipase c p1 nuclease. Gene Ontology annotation, biological process: DNA catabolic process. Gene Ontology annotation, molecular function: endonuclease activity; nucleic acid binding. The coding region runs from base 1 to 1077 and encodes 358 amino acids. The record is from RefSeq and is a predicted model, not a curated record. NCBI's taxonomy places the organism in Eukaryota, Fungi, Basidiomycota, Malasseziomycetes, Malasseziales, Malasseziaceae. The transcript has 3 exons.
AUGCGCCUUGUAUGGUGGUGGCUUCUUUGCUGCGCUUCCUACGUGGCAGCAUGGGGCAGCACGGGCCAUGAAAUUGUGGCUACCAUCGCUCAGUCGUUCUUGGAUUCAUCCGUGCGCUCGUAUUUGUGUACACUGCUCCCUUCAUCGUCCCAGUACGAAGCAGCAUGGCCGGGGGUGCACAACCAAACACAGUGUCACCUGGCUGAUAUUGCUACAUGGGCCGAUCGCGUGCGGAUUCGUAUGCCAUGGACGUCCAAAUGGCAUUACGUGAAUGCGGUGGGCGACCAUCCGCCUACGACGUGUGAUUUUGGCUCGCAAGGUUUUCAUUCAUCCAAGCAUAUCUUGAACAUUCUUCCCUCUAUGACACAUCUCUUCCAAGAGCAUGCACACCGAAAAGCGGCCUUGCGGUUCAUGACGCAUCUCGUAGGCGACCUUCAUCAGCCACUGCACAUCGUGGGCCGGGCCCAUGGUGGCAACUUUAUCCGUGUCCGAUUUGGCGACAAGCAUGCGAAUCUACACAAAGUAUGGGAUACGCAUAUGCUGGAGCGUCGAAUCGAGCAGCUGUCCAACUACAGCGUCCCUCUUGAUCGUCCUGCCUGGGCCACGGCCUUGCGUGGCACCAAGUACGAUGCCUACGUCCGGUGGAUCUUGGUGGAAGGACUAGGGCAAGGUACUGAUGCGCCUGUUCAUCCACGCUGGCCAGAUUGGCGCGAAUGGACAACCUGCCCUUCACAGCCCAUGCAUAUUGCGGGCGUGUCCGACCCUACUCCCAGCGCCAAGGGGCCCAUGUGCCCCUUGGCAUGGGCCAGCGAGAUGCAUGCCAUGGGCUGCCGCUACGCUUUUGCAUACCCGGUUCCAGGUUCGACAUUGAACAUGCUAUCGUGGGUGCUCGCUAUAUUACCAGGGGUGGUAAAAAGCCCUGACGUGGCCAUACCCGUGUACUUGGAUCCUGUCUACGAAAACAUGGUCUUGGAAAAGGCACUUGCGAUGGCCGGUGUGAGGUUAGCGUAUAUCCUUAACACUCUCUUUUAUCGUGAGGCCCGCGCUCAGUAUUCAAUGUGGAUGAUCACGGCCUGA